This is a messenger RNA of Leptopilina heterotoma, 524 nucleotides long. RefSeq names its product NADH dehydrogenase [ubiquinone] iron-sulfur protein 6, mitochondrial (gene ND-13A). The record is from RefSeq and is a predicted model, not a curated record. Lineage: Eukaryota; Metazoa; Arthropoda; Insecta; Hymenoptera; Figitidae. Bases 39 to 425 code for a protein of 128 amino acids. Gene Ontology annotation, biological process: mitochondrial electron transport, NADH to ubiquinone. The transcript is spliced from 3 exons.
GCAGCCAAUCAGAUGUAGUGUGAAAUUGUAAAUAAAAAAUGGCGACAAAGAGAGCCAUUUGUUUAGCAAAAGAUGUAAAUAAAUUGCAAAUAGUUAUCAAUAAAUCACCAUUGUCAAUAGUAUGUCGUGAUUAUUCCUCUAAUAAACCAGAAGAUGUGGAAACUCACACAGGACAGAAAUUCGAUGCUAACGACUAUCGAAUGGUGAGAUUCACUGGAUUGGAAGGAAAAGAAGUGAAUAAAAAUUGGGCAAUAAAAUUAAUCGAAAAAGUUCCACCGAUGGCUACAGAAGAUCGUAUUGUUGCCUGUGAUGGAGGUGGUGGUCCAUUAGGACAUCCUAAAGUUUACAUAAACUUGGAUAAACCCGGAAAUCACAGUUGCGGUUAUUGUGGACUUCGAUUUUAUAAAGAUGAUCAUCAUCAUUGAUCAUCGUUAUCAAUGCUAGUUUUCUGUGUAUAAUAUAUUUAAUUAAUUCAAAGAAAAUGUAUAAUCAAUAAAUUAAAUAAAUUAGAUAUUUCAAGUUCA